Pungitius pungitius (ninespine stickleback) is the source of this 3245-nucleotide messenger RNA. It is a transcript of the gene baiap2a, whose product is annotated as BAR/IMD domain containing adaptor protein 2a. The transcript has 16 exons. The record is from RefSeq and is a predicted model, not a curated record. Lineage: Eukaryota; Metazoa; Chordata; Actinopteri; Perciformes; Gasterosteidae. Gene Ontology annotation, molecular function: cytoskeletal adaptor activity; protein binding. Gene Ontology annotation, cellular component: nucleoplasm; cytosol. Gene Ontology annotation, biological process: actin crosslink formation; plasma membrane organization; positive regulation of actin filament polymerization. Bases 156 to 1793 code for a protein of 545 amino acids.
GGGAGCGCAGUACCAUCUCCCUCUCACGGGCACGUUGCCUUUCCUAUUGUUUGGUCAAACUCGUGUGUUAUUCAGUCAGCCCCCCCCCCCCCCGGCCCCCUCCUCACACCUCCCUUUUUUUUACGCGGAUACACGUUUGAAGGAAAGAACCGUUUAUGGUCCUGGAUGAAGAUAUGACGAUGUCUCGCACCGACGAGGUUCACAGAAUGACGGAAAAUGUCUAUAAGACCAUCAUGGAGCAGUUCAAUCCCUGCUUGCGGAACUUCGUUGCCAUGGGGAAGAACUACGAGAAGGCCCUUGCCAAUGUGACAUUUGCCGCCAAAGGAUACUUUGAUGCUCUGGUUAGAAUGGGUGAACUGGCCAGUGAAAGUCAAGGAUCCAAAGAUUUAGUAACAAGUCACGUGUCCUGGGAUGUGCUGUUCCAGAUGGCUGAGGUCCACAGACAGAUCCAAGUGCAGCUAGAGGAGAUGUUGAAAUCCUUCCACAACGAGCUGCUCUCUGAGCUGGAGAAGAAGGUGGACCUGGAUUCGCGUUAUCUGACUGCUGCUCUGAAGAAAUACCAGGUGGAGCACAAGAGCAAAGGGGAAAGUCUGGAGAAGUGCCAGGCGGAGCUGAAGAAGCUGCGCAGGAAGAGCCAAGGCAGCAAGAACCCCUCCAAGUACGGAGAGAAGGAAAUGCAGUUUGUGGAGACCAUCAGCAGUAAGCAGACGGAGCUGGACACCUUCAUCGCCGAGGGAUACAAGACGGCCCUUUCAGAGGAGCGUCGCAGGUACUGCUUCCUGGUGGACCGCCAGUGUGCCGUGGCCAAGAACAGCAGCGCCUACCAUGGAAAGGGUAAAGACCUUCUGACUCAGAAGAUCCCAGUUUGGCAGCAGGCGUGCUCGGACCCCAACAAGCUGCCGGAGAGGGCCGUGCUCCUGGCCCAGCAGAUGGGCUCAGCUGCCCUCGGCGGCACAAGCCCCCUGCACACCUCCAAAUCCAACCUGGUCAUCUCGGACCCUAUCCCUGGAGCCCAGCCUCUUCCUGUGCCCCCAGAGCUGGCUGUUUUCAUGGGCAGUGGCCUGGGACACCCAGCGAGGCUGAUAGGCCCCGAUGGUAUUUCCAUGGUAAAUGGAACAACAGGAGCCCAUGGGGAGGAGUAUUGGACAGAGGGCGGGACCAUAUCCUUGCCCCAAGUCAGGCCUUCGUCCCCUCAGGCGCAGGGUCAGUCCCAGCCUCAGCCACAGAGACAGGUCAGCGACGUCUACUCCAACACCCUUCCUGUCCGCAGGCCCGCGCCCGCCAAGAACAAGAACCCCGUGGGAGAGACACGAACCCUUCCCAGGUCCAGUUCCAUGGCAGCGGGCCUAGAAAAGAACGGGCGCGCUCGUGUCCAAGCCAUCUUCUCCCAUGCUGCAGGUGACAACGGCACCCUGCUCAGCUUCUCCGAGGGGGAUGUGAUCACCCUGCUGGUGCCCGAGGCCCGCGACGGCUGGCACUAUGGGGAGAACGAGAAGAACAAGAUGCGUGGCUGGUUCCCAUUCUCCUACACGCGUGUGCUGCCUGAAAGCGACAGCGAGAAGCUCAAAGUGAAUCUAAACCAUGGGAAAAGUAGCAGCACGGGGAAUUUGUUGGAGAGUGAUGCAUCCGUGCCCACACCUGACUACGGACUGACUGCCCGACUGCUGGCUCAGAGCCUAGCACAGACCCGCCCGCGGCCCUACAGCAUGGCAGGCUUUGGCACACAGCCUGCUAUUGAGGAUUAUGACGCCCGCUUUGCCACAAGUUUGGGUCCAGAAUUGUCCCGCUUCUGAGGGAACAGGACCUGCUGACCGCUCCAUGGAGGUUUACCUCCGGCCCACCUUCGCUGAUGACCGAUAUGCUCCCAUCUUCUACUAGAGGCCUGCUGCCCCUUUUUGUCCACUGACGGGCCCUUUUGGAGAAAAUUGCCACUAUUGACAUAUUUCAGUUGUAUGAUGUCAUCUUAAGAGGGCCCUGUAGUGUGUUACACUACUAAGAAUUAAGUUAAUUGGUUGUGGAAAUUCACUCUUGACAGUUUCUGGUUAAUGCUCGUGAUAUUUUUGCAAAUGCCUCCAUAAACAUUCAAUAUUGUGACCUGAGCAUCCAACUGCAUUCAGGUGUGAAUGUACAUCCUAUUAGUUAUAGUUAUAGUUGGAUUACACUACUUAUGGAAAACGUAUGGCUAGUAGGUUUUUAUUAGUUAUGCAGUCACAUUAUAAUGGGAUUUAUUUUGUUCAACACUAUACACUGUACAUUUUAUUUGAGGAUUAUUUUCAUUAGAGCAGUGAAGGAAAGCAUAGAUGGUUUUAAUGCGACUUGAGGGUGAAUAAGAUUGUCGACAACAGUUCAGUGCAUCACUGUAAUAUGCACAGUAUGGUUAAUGGAUACGGCAACAAAUGGCUAGAACUGGUUGGUAAGUGAGUAAACUAGGAUUCAUGCAUUGUAAAAUGAUAUAACAGUGAUAUAUUUACUAGUCGUGAUACAGUAUACCCAGAAUUUCAAUGUGGGAGCUGUGCCUUCUAUUUUCUUUUCUUUUUUUUGUAUCUAUGCUUCAUGCAGCAAUGACCCAAUCAUGUCAACUGGUUUGAGGGCUUGUGCUUUUUUUCUUUCUUUCUUUAAUAAGAGGAAUUAUUUCCAUUUUUGUUUUGCUUGUAAUGUCAGGAUUUAUUUUUGCUUAGAAAGAUCUUGCACGGUGCAAUUACACUGAAAUACAAGAAUAUUUUUGCUAUUCUUUUCUUAAAUUCCACUAAUGUCUAAGCUGCCAGAUAUUAAAGUGAUCGAAUACAGUGCAUACCUAAUAGCUCUUUAAAGAAAAUAUAUAUUUAGCAUUAAGGGAGUGGUAGCUUUUGGUACAGUAUUAUUAUAACUUUUGAUUGUUCAUUCUCAGUAUUAUACACUCAUCUGGGAGAAAAACUUUGAUCCAAGUCCUUUAUCGAGAGUACAAAAUGUGGGGAUGAAAUGGAGCUGUAUGCAAUUAUAAGAAAUCCUCUGCAUUUAAUCAAGUCCCAUCAUAAAAACUCAAUUUUCCAUGGAUGAGUCCCUAACACUGAGUCAUAUGAUCAGGCUUUUAUUACACAAGGGCAUCAAGUUUGAAAUCAUUUUUUUUCUUUUAUUUUUUUUUUACUUUUAUAUAGCUUUCAUUGUCCAUUUCUCACUUUUGUCCCUGUUUGUAUUAUAUCUGUGCUGUACAGAAAGUGCAUCUAAAUUAUCCUGUCCAAAAUAAAUCAAGAUGGGCAGAAACUUCA